AUUGUAGAGGUCGUUUAUGUCAUCGGUCCUUGGUUAUUGUGAUCGCAGUUUCGAGUUUGGCGUUGGCAAUUUACCUUAAAAUACGAGCUGCUUUGUUCCAAUAUUUAGAAAAAAAUGAGUGCUGCGUUACUUUUCGCUUGUUCCCGUUGCUUUGCCAGACACCCGUUCGAGGACUUGUCGCCAGGCCAACAACUUUGCAAGGAGUGUCGCGGCGCUUUUCCAGUCGUUAAGUGCACCUAUUGUCGCUCGGAAUUCCAACAGACGUCUAAGGGCAAUACGAGCACAAUAUGCAAAAAGUGCGAACAGAACGUGAAAGCCUACGGGAAACCCACAGCUUGCGAAUACUGCAACAUCAUUGCAGCUUUUAUAGGUAACAAAUGCCAACGGUGCGCUAAUUCCGAAAUUAAAUACGGUCCCCCCGUCAACUGCGAACAGUGCAAGCAAAAAUGUGCUUUCGACAGGCUUGACGACGACAAGAAAGUCGAUGGGAAGCUGUUAUGUUGGCUAUGCACUCUUUCAUUUAAAAGGGCUCUGGCUAAAACAAAGCAAGGGGAUGCCGAACGGCGACAUCUCAAAAUGUCCCAACUACAUAAAAAGCACAAAGAUAAGCCAAAAAGUCACAGUAAACGUCCGAAUCGACCGGACGUGACGAAAAUCCCGCCGCCCGAAGACGGUCCUCCGAAUAAACUAGCCCGCAACAAUUCCGGUGGUCCGGGUAGAGGCGAUCUGGAUCCGAACAGUUCGGAUCACGUGGUCGCCAUGACGCAGCUCAAGGAGCAAAUAGCCAGCCUGCAAAAGCAGCUGUCGCAGAAAAACACGGAAUUGAUUAAUAAGGAUAAAAUGAUAACCGAAUUGAAGGCGAACAAUUUCACGACGGAAAACGAGCUUCGAAAUAAGCUGAAGGUCAUACAGAAAGAGUACGACACCAAAGUAGAGCAAUUGAAUAAGAAGAUAACGUCGCUGUUGAAGGAGAUCGCGAGCUUAUCGAAAUCGGCUAAGAAGGGUUUGAGGAAUUCGGCUAUCAAUUCGAACGCUUCGGCGGAGAACAACAGCAGCGGUACGGACAGUCCCAGUUUGCAGUGAAUUGACUGACUAGGCGACGGUCGCGUCGAUGUGAAGAUUGCUUGCUGUUCUGACGAUUACUUUUUCUUUUUGAUCGUUUUAUAAUGAUCAGGAGAAUGAAUAAAACGUUGCCAAGUCAGAGAAGAGAUGCUUGGAAGAAAAUUUCAGGUACAAACGAAUUUAUUUUUAUAAAAACUUUAUGAUUCUAAUAAACCAAUCAAAGUCUAAUAUUUUUUAAAACAUACCUUUCUUCCUGCUAGCAAAGACGU
Molecule: messenger RNA, 1331 nt
Organism: Phyllotreta striolata
Lineage: Eukaryota; Metazoa; Arthropoda; Insecta; Coleoptera; Chrysomelidae
Source: the annotation of a GenBank genome assembly